CCUCUCUUCCAGUAAACGAAACAAACCCAAAAUCGAAAGCUGAGAGCUCUCUCUCUUCCAUUGAACCUACUUUCGAAGAGAGCAUUCACUGAUUUUAAAAGAGUUCUAGAAGCGACGACCAAUCUUCUUCAGUUCCCGAGUUUUCUAGAAAGUUAUGGGAGACAGCGAGGCCAUGGUUUCCGAGGGAUAUACUUCUGCUCCAUAUGGAGGAGAUUAUAAUGCUUCUGCUGCUACUGUGGAAUCGACAGGGCAAGAGACUGCACCAGUUGUUGAUUCAUCACACUCGGUCAAUAAUGAUUCUUUGGUCAAUGGGACUGCGCCAGUUGAGAACGGAAAUGCAACAGAUAACGUGGCUGUAACUGCUCCAGCAGCAGAGCAUGGAGACAAUCCUGGCUCUAUUCUUUCACCGGAAGAGGAGCGCUUGUGGAAUAUUGUAAGGGCUAAUUCUUCAGAGUUCAAUGCUUGGACUGCCUUGAUUGAUGAGACGGAGAGGAUAGCGCAGGACAAUAUAACAAAAAUCCGGAAGGUCUAUGAUGCUUUCUUAGCAGAAUUUCCUUUGUGUUAUGGCUAUUGGAAAAAGUUUGCGGAUCAUGAGGCUCGUGUGGGGGCAAUGGACAAAGUCGUAGAGGUUUAUGAAAGAGCAGUGCAGGGAGUUACAUAUUCAGUGGAUAUCUGGCUGCAUUAUUGCACUUUUGCCAUCAAUACAUAUGGAGAUCCAGACACAAUCAGAAGGCUUUUUGAACGAGCUUUGGUUUACGUUGGGACUGAUUUUCUUUCCUCUCCGUUGUGGGACAAAUACAUUGAGUAUGAGUACAUGCAGCAGGACUGGAGCCGAGUUGCCAUGAUUUACACCAGAAUAUUGGAGAAUCCAAUUCAAAAUCUUGAUAGAUAUUUCAGCAGUUUUAAGGAACUAGCUGAAACACGGCCUCUGUCGGAACUAAGGAGUGCUGAGGAAUCCGCAGCUGCUGUUGUUGCUGGUGAUGCUUCUGAAAGUGCACCAUCUGAGUCUGGUGGAAAGGCAGAUGAAGGACGAUCUCAAGCUGAUGGUUCCACCGAACAAUCCCCUAAAUUGGAAAGUGCUAGUUCAACUGAUCCUGAGGAGUUGAAGAAAUAUGUUGGCAUCAGGGAAGCCAUGUACAUAAAAUCCAAAGAGUUCGAAUCUAAAAUCAUUGGUUAUGAAAUGGCUAUAAGGAGGCCCUAUUUCCAUGUGCGUCCUCUGAAUGUUGCAGAGCUAGAGAAUUGGCACAACUAUCUGGAUUUCAUCGAGAGGGAGGGAGACUUCAAUAAGUUAAGUAGUAUCUGGUGCAUCAUAUGCUUGAUUGGGUUUCCAUUGGAUCAAGCAACUUUUAACUGGGAAAUAACUGAGACCAAACCAUGGGCCUCGAUUUGGUGUCUUCCUAACAAUCUGUCUGUGGUCAAGCUGUAUGAAAGAUGUGUGGUUGCCUGUGCAAAUUACCCAGGAUACUGGAUUCGUUAUGUGUCAAAGAUGCAAGCAAGUGGAAGUACGGACCUUGCAGAAAAUGCCCUUGCUCGAGCAACUCAAGUCUUUGUGAAGAAACAACCAGAGAUUCACCUUUUUGCUGCUCGAUUAAGAGAGAAGAAUGGAGAUAUAGCUGGUGCUAGAGCUGCAUACCAAUUAGUGCACUCUGAAAUUUCUCCUGGACUUCUUGAAGCAGUAAUCAAACAUGCAAACAUGGAACACCGACUAGGUAAUCUGGAUGAUGCUUUCUCUUUGUAUGAACAAGUGAUUGCUGUUGAAAAGGGGAAAGAACAUUCCACAAUACUGCCGCUGCUGUAUGCUCAAUAUUCAAGGUUUUCAUACUUGGUUUCCAGGGAUACUGAGAAAGCUAGGAGGAUUAUAGUCGAAGCACUUGACCAUGUACAACCGUCAAAACCUCUCGUGGAAUCACUGAUUCAUUUUGAGACGAUUCAGCCACCACCAAGACAGAUUGAUUACCUUGAGCCACUUGUAGAGAAAGUUAUAAAGCCAGAUGCAGAUGCCCAGAACAUUGCAAGUGCCUCAGAGAGGGAAGAGCUAUCGUUAAUAUAUAUAGAGUUCCUGGGUAUUUUUGGUGAUGUGGAGGCCAUUCAUAAAGCGGAAGAGCAACAUGUUACACUGUUUUUACCUCAUCGGAGCACGUCAGAUCUGAAAAAGCGUAGCGCAGAUGAUUUUCUCUCAUCAGAUAGGACGAAAAUGGCAAAAACUUACAACGGCACUCCACCUGCUCAGCCAGUAUCCAAUGCAUAUCCAAAUACUCAGGCUCAAUGGUCUGGUGGUUAUGCUGCGCAACCUCAGACUUGGCCACCAACACAAACUGCUCCUGCUCAACCGCAGCAAUGGAACCCUGCCUAUGGUCAACAGGCUGCUUAUGGUGCAUAUGGGGGAUAUCCUGCUGGCUAUACUGCUCCACAGGCACCAACACCUGUGCCACAGGCCGCUGCUUAUGGCGCGUAUCCUGCUCAGCCAUACCCAACACAGAGUUAUGCACCUCCAGUUGCAGCUGCAGCACCAGCGACUGCGCCGGUGCAGCAACCGGCUGCUGCUGUUGCUCCUCAAGCUUACUACAAUACAUCAGAGAAGAAUAUGUUGGGUUACAAAUGUCUCCACUGGAACAAUCUUAUAGAUUUACCUCCAUUAAAGGACCCUGAAACCUUCUCUCUUCCUGCUUCCAUUCCCCAUUGGCCUCCAGGUCAAGGCUUUGGCUCUGGAACAAUCAAUCUCGGCAAAUUACAAGUCAUCAAAAUCACGGAUUUCGAAUUUAUAUGGCGAUAUAGAUCCACAGAGAAGAACAAGAGCAUUUCAUUUUACAAACCAAAGGGAUUGUUUCCUAAAGACUUCCAUUGCUUAGGUCAUUACUGUCAAUCUGAUUCUCAUCCUUUGAGAGGUUAUCUUCUUGCGGCAAGAGAUUUGGUAGAUUCAUUAGAACAUGAAGAAAAACCUGCAUUAGUGAAACCUGUUGAUUUUACUCUUGUCUGGAGCUCAAAUGAUUCAGUAGAAGAUGAAUGUAGUAGUAAGAGCGAACGCGGUUACUUCUGGUUACCCCAGCCUCCUGAAGGGUAUAGAUCGAUCGGUUUUGUGGUUACAAAGAGUUCUGUGAAACCUGAGUUGAAUGAAGUUAGAUGUGUUAGAGCUGAUCUUACUGAUAAAUGUGAAACCCACAAUGUCAUUGUCACUGCUGUUUCGGAAUCUUUAGGUGUUCCUUUGUUUAUAUGGAGAACUCGGCCUUCAGACCGCGGCAUGUGGGGCAGAGGUGUCUCUGCGGGCACUUUCUUCUGCAGAACUCGGCUUGUUCCUGCUAGAGAAGAUAUUGGUAUCGGUAUUGCUUGUCUAAAGAAUCUAGAUACUAGUUUACACUCGAUGCCAAAUGUUGAUCAGAUUCAAGCUUUGAUUCAACACUAUGGUCCUACACUAGUCUUCCAUCCUGGUGAAACUUACUUACCUUCUUCUGUUUCGUGGUUCUUCAAGAAUGGUGCAGUUCUCUGCGAGAAGGGAAAUCCGAUCGAUGAACUUAUCAAUGAAAAUGGCUCGAAUUUGCCUCAAGGAGGAAGCAAUGACAAGCAGUUUUGGAUUGAUUUGCCGUGUGAUGAUCAACAAAGAGAUUUCGUCAAGCGAGGAAACCUUGAAAGUUCGAAACUUUACAUUCACAUUAAGCCUGCUCUUGGAGGAACGUUCACGGAUCUUGUCUUCUGGAUCUUCUGUCCUUUUAACGGACCAGCGACCUUAAAACUAGGACUUGUCGAUGUCUCAUUGAUCAGCAUCGGCCAACACGUCUGCGAUUGGGAACAUUUCACUCUCCGGAUCAGCAAUUUCUUAGGUGAGCUUUACUCAAUCUACUUCUCUCAACACAGUGGCGGCGAGUGGUUUGAAGCUUACAACCUUGAAUUCAUUCCCGGAAGCAACAAAGCCGUUGUUUACUCUUCGAAACAUGGUCACGCAAGCUUUCCUAAGGCUGGGACUUACUUACAGGGAUCAACAAUGCUUGGUAUUGGGAUAAGAAACGACACUGCACGUAGUGAACUCUUCGUAGAUUCGAGCUCACGGUACGAGAUCAUUGCGGCAGAGUAUCUAGGCGGCAACGGUGUGGUGGCAGAACCGCCAUGGCUGCAGUAUAUGAGAGAAUGGGGACCAAAGGUUGUGUACGAUUCAAGAGAAGAGAUAGAAAGAUUGGUGAAUCGAUUUCCGAGGACGGUUAGGGUUUCGCUUGCCACAGUGCUGAGAAAACUUCCGGUGGAGUUAUCCGGCGAGGAAGGUCCAACGGGACCGAAGGAGAAGAACAAUUGUGGGUCGGUGAUGAUCGGACUACCAGCUGAAGAAGACGAAAACGCCACACUUUCGUCGGAGGAUUCUUCUUGCCCCGACGAGUCUGUGUCAGAUACAGAGCUCGACCUUGCUUUGGGUCUUAGCAUUGGUCUCAAAGGUCGUCGGAAGGUUCGAUCUUCUUUGUCUUCCUCGUCUUCUUCUCUGACCAGGGAAAGUGGGACCAAACGCUCUGCUGAUUCUUCUUCUGCGGCUGCCUCAAACGCAACGAGACAAGCUGCCGUAGGUUGGCCGCCUCUACGGACUUACAGAAUCAACAGUUUGGUCAAUCAAGCAAAGUCAUUAGCUACUGAAGGUGGCUUGAGUUCUGACAUUCAAAAGGACACAAUAAAAAACGGCGUUGUGGCUGCGAAGAACGAUGAUGUUUGCUUUAUCAAAUCUACCAGGACUUCUAUGCUUGUGAAGGUGACAAUGGACGGAGUUAUAAUUGGAAGGAAGGUUGAUCUCAAUGCUCUGGAUUCUUAUGCAGCCUUGGAGAAAACUUUGGAACAAAUGUUUUUCCAGAUUCCUUCUCCUGUUACAAAAUCAAACACACAAGGAUGCAAGACAAUCAAGGAAACACGUGCUUCGGUAUUGCUGGAUGGCUCAUCGGAAUAUAUCAUAACAUAUCAAGAUAAAGACGGAGAUUGGAUGCUUGUAGGAGAUGUUCCUUGGCAGAUGUUCCUUGGGUCCGUGAAAAGACUGAGAAUCAUGAAGCAUUCAAAUGAAACUGGAGUAGGUAAGUAGAGAUUCCUAUAUAGCAAAAAACAUCAAUGCCCCUCAUUUUACAUCUCUUUGGUUUGUAACUCAUAUAUCACGUUCACAUGUAAACAUGUGCAUAUGUUUAUACACGAGUGUACAUAUGUCUUGUGGUCGUUUGUGUAUGUUAAACAACAGCUUAACCUCCUGUUUAAAGAUCUUUGUAUAUUUAGGGUUUAUCACUCUAUUGGUACCUGAUCCAAUAUACCACUAAAACAACA
Molecule: messenger RNA, 5277 nt
Organism: Arabidopsis arenosa
Lineage: Eukaryota; Viridiplantae; Streptophyta; Magnoliopsida; Brassicales; Brassicaceae
Source: the annotation of a GenBank genome assembly